AUGGUAAUACGUAAUACUUCUACUCCUAUUUCUUCUUCUUCAUCUUCUUCUUGUUGCUCUCGUUUCUGGUCCUCCGCGCUCCGAUCCAAGCGCCUAGCCUCUCCGGCGGAGAAGGCAGCUCGCGAUAGCUCCGGCCAUGGUCUCUCCCGUCGACUAGGUGUAUUCGACCUUAUUCUCCUCGGGAUCGGCGCUUCCAUCGGAGCCGGUAUCUUCGUCGUCACCGGCACGGUUGCUCAUGACACCGGACCCGGGGUAACAAUAAGUUUUAUACUUGCUGGAGCAUCCUGUGUUAUAAAUGCACUCUGUUAUGCUGAGCUAGCUUCUCGAUUCCCUGCUGUUGUUGGAGGAGCGUAUCUAUACACCUAUACGGCUUUUAACGAACUUACUGCUUUUCUUGUUUUUUCACAAUUAAUGCUUGACUAUCAUAUUGGGGCAGCUAGCAUAGCAAGAAGCUUAGCGAGUUAUGUAAUAUCGUUUAUUGAAAUCUUUCCUGUUUUCAAAGAUAACAUUCCAAACUGGAUUGGACAUGGUGAAAACAUUGGAAAUGUGCUAUCCAUCAAUGCUUUAGCUCCGGUUCUCUUAAUGCUUCUCACUUUAAUUCUCUGUCUUGGUGUUAAAGAAUCAUCAACUGUGAAUUCGUUUAUGACAGUAACCAAGGUAAUCAUUGUUAUUGUUGUCAUUAUUGCUGGAGCUUUUGAGGUUGAUGUUUCCAACUGGUCUCCUUUUGCUCCAAAUGGUGUAAGAAGUAUCUUGACUGGAGCUACUGUCGUCUUCUUUGCAUACGUUGGAUUUGACGCAGUUGCCAAUUCAGCUGAAGAAUCUAAGAAACCACAGCGGGAUUUGCCAAUCGGCAUUAUUGGAAGCCUCUUGGUAUGUAUUGCACUGUACAUUGGAGUAUGUUUAGUAAUUACUGGAAUGGUUCCAUUCAAUCUUCUAGGAGAAGACGCUCCUUUGGCUGAAGCUUUUAAAUCUAAAGGACUAAAAUUCGUUUCUAUUCUGAUUAGUAUUGGUGCAAUUGCUGGACUUACAACAGCACUCCUUGUUGGCCUCUAUGUUCAGUCUCGGCUAUAUCUUGGGCUUGGCAGGGAUGGUUUACUACCCGCAAUAUUUGCUAAAGUUCACCCCAGACGCCAUACCCCUAUUCAUUCUCAGAUUUGGGCUGGCUGUAUUGCCAGUAUUAUGGCUGGGCUGCUUAAUGUGCACACACUAUCGCACAUUCUUUCCGUUGGUACUCUGACUGGCUAUUCAGUUGUCUCGGCAUGUGUUGUUGUACUUCGCUGGAAGGAUAAGACAAAUAGCCAAGUAUCAACUUCAGCUAAGCGAGAAGGUGUAUUUUGCCUCAUUGUUGUUGCUCUUUCGGGAUUUACCGCAGGACUCUUGUUCCGUUAUGAAGUUUCAAUUAUCUUUGUGAUUGUGGCUAUAGUUGUUGCAGUUGGUGCUUCUCUUGCUCUUGUUUUCCGCCAGGUUUAUGGAGAUUCAGUAGGGUUUUCUUGCCCAGGAGUUCCUAUUGUGCCAAAUAUUUGCAUCUUCUUUAACAUGUUCUUAUUUGGCCAGUUACAUCAUGAAGCAUGGGUGAGAUUUGUGAUUCUAAGUUUUAUCAUGGUUGGUGUUUAUGCAAUAUAUGGCCAGUUUCAUGGUGACCCCAAUGCAGAUGAGACUAUAAUUUAUCACGAAGCUCCAGCGGAAUAA
This is a messenger RNA of Lathyrus sativus (Indian pea), 1689 nucleotides long. The record is from the annotation of a GenBank genome assembly. NCBI's taxonomy places the organism in Eukaryota, Viridiplantae, Streptophyta, Magnoliopsida, Fabales, Fabaceae.